This is a messenger RNA of Amborella trichopoda, 1119 nucleotides long. RefSeq names its product serine hydroxymethyltransferase 7. Gene Ontology annotation, molecular function: pyridoxal phosphate binding; glycine hydroxymethyltransferase activity. The record is from RefSeq and is a predicted model, not a curated record. Gene Ontology annotation, biological process: tetrahydrofolate metabolic process. NCBI's taxonomy places the organism in Eukaryota, Viridiplantae, Streptophyta, Magnoliopsida, Amborellales, Amborellaceae. Gene Ontology annotation, cellular component: cytoplasm; mitochondrion.
AUGGACAUAUCUGAUACACGCUCGAACCUCUCUCUAAGGUUUAAUGUCCAUUCCAUUUCUGACAAACAUGAAGCAUAUGGACCUGUUCGAACCCCCAUUGCUGAUGAUUCAAUUUACUUUCAACUCGAUUCGAGCUUUUCCAAUGAUCAGUCAUCGAAUUCUGCUUCCUCGAUACCAUUGCAGCUGCUUGAGCAAUCUGAUUACGGCAAUUGUGUGGAAGACACAGAAGUGGAGGAACAGACAGAAGAAGAAUUCAGCAUAUUGGGUUACCCCAUGUGCUUGAAGAGAAGAAGAGAGAGGGAGGGCUCUGUGGUUUCUGCUCAGAAAAGGCAGCAACAUGAAUCAUGUUCACCAUCGCCUAUGGAUUUAGAAGCCAGGAGAAUGGCAAUUAGGGCUUGGGGAAAGCAACCUUUAGCCACGAUUGAUCCUGAUCUAUGGGCUCUCAUGGAGAAGGAGAAGCAGAGACAAUGGAAAGGAAUUCAGAGGGUUUCCGAGAAUUUUGUGUGUCAAGCUGUUCUAGAAGCUUUAGGGAGUCACCUUACGAACAAGUACUCAGAGGGUUUGCCUGGUUCUAGGUAUUAUGGGGGAAACCAAUUCAUCGAUCAAAUCGAACUUCUCUGUUGUGAAAGAGCGCUAGCUGCUUUUUACUUGGAUUCUGAGAAAUGGGGUGUUAAUGUUCAGGCCUAUUUAUGUACUUCUGCAAAUUUUGCAGUAUAUACAGGCCUUAUUUUUCCUAAAGAUCGAAUCAUGGGCCUUGAUUCUCCAUCUGGUGGUCAUUCGAGUAAUGGGUAUUACACACCAGGUGGCAAAAGCGUAUUUGGUUCUGCUACAGGAAAUUUUGCAGCACUGAGUACGCUGCUUUGUGGAUUGAAGAUUUUCACUGGGAGGAAUAUGGGAUGUAGCUGUACAAUUAAAUGUGAUCAGAUGGUGCAAAAAGGAACAGAGAGUCCCUUGGAACUCCAGUCCUUAUGGUUGCAGGUGAUGGAUUUGGAAGCUGCAGUCUCGGUCUCUUUCUCUCAUAUUUAUCGGGAAGUCAAUAGUGUAGCUGGCUUCCUAGCUAAGGGGGUUACUUCUAUUCCGUCUCUUAUUGUCUCUGAUUAUGUAAUUUCCUUUUCGUAG